CUGUGAAACAUGAGGGGGAAGUAAAUGUAUGUAUCAAACAUUUUUUGCUACUAUUAUUAUCUAUUUGGAGGUCUCUUCUCCUUCUCAUUCCUCUUUAUCAUCAACAUUUUUGUUACUUGAGAUCGAUCGAUCGAGGUAUCCAAGAUGAGGGAAAGUGAAACCAUUACGAGACCAUGGUUCUUUCUUUGUGUUUCGGUUCUAUUCCUGUCACACAAGUCCUGCUUCUCUACCGGAGGUGACACUCUUCCAAUGGGCCAUUCUCUCUCAAUAAAACAGACCCUGCUGUCUCAAGGUAACAUUUUUGAACUCGGUUUCUUUACGAAAGGUCCUUUCCGUGAUUCACCUAAAAUCUAUCUGGGAAUAUGGUAUAAAAAUUCUGAGCAGAACAAAGUUUGGGUAGCUAACAGAGAACAGAGGUUGUCUGAACCGUAUUCUUCAAAGCUUGAAUUCUCUGAAUAUGGUGAUUUAGUCCUGCUCGAUGGUAAUUAUUAUAUUAAAAUUUGGUCAAAAAGUUUUGAGUCACAAAUGCCAAAUUCCACUGAAGCAGUGCUUCUAGAUAAUGGAAAUUUUGUAGUUAGAAAUGUUAAAAAACCAUCUAUAAUAUAUUGGCAGAGUUUUGAUCACCCAACAGAUACAUUGUUACCUGGUGCAAAGUUGGGCAUCGAUAAACUCACUAACAAAACUCGGGUCCUAACUUCGUGGAAAAAUUCAAGAGAUCCUGCUCCUGGUAGGUUUUCAUUCAGGAUAGAUCCAAUUGUAGAAAAUCAUUAUUUUAUGGAGUGGAACAACUCCAAAAGGUAUUGGAGCAGCGGAGUUUGGAAUGGUCAUAUUUUUAGCUCUGUUCCUGAAUGGAUAUCAAAUUAUUCCUUCAAUUACACUUUCAUAUCAAAUGAAAACGAAAGCUAUCUUACAUUUUCUAUUGUGGAUUCUUCUUCUGUUUUAAUGAGAUGUCUGAUGGAUAUGUCGGGACAACUGCGGAUUCUAGGAUUGUUCCCUGGCAAUUGGGAUUGGGAGCAACCCCUCCAAACAAAAGUUUAUGCUUUUUGCGGGACAUUUGGGAUAUUGAGAGGGAAUGUGACCUCCUAUUGUGAAUGUUUGCCAGGCUUUGAGCCAUUCUCAAUUGAAGACACAAAGCUAAAUGAUUGGUCAGGUGGUUGUGUGAGAAAGACCCCAUUGCAGUGCCAAAAUGGUUCUUAUACCAAUGGGUUGACUGAUGGAUUUUUAAAAAUUUCAGAUAUAAAAUUGCCCGAAAAUUCAAAAAUAUAUUCUGAAAAGAGCCUUAAAUGGUGUAAAUCAGCUUGCAUGCAACAUUGUUCUUGCAUGGCUUGUGCAUAUAAUAGUAGUGGGUGUUUAGUAUGGGAAGGGGAUUUACUGAAUCUACAACAACUCUCGAAUGGAAGCAACACAAAACAAGAUCUCUAUCUCAAACUAGCUGCUUCUGAGCUUCCAAAAGCUGGAGGUGACAGGAGGAAGAACUUUAGGGUGAUCAUAAUACUGCCGGUUUCGCUAGCAGUACUUCUUAUUUUUGGUGGCCUCAUAUGCUGUUUAAUCAUGAGAAAGCUCAAACAAAUGGGGGAGGAAGAUUCAACUGAGGACUUACUAAUAUUUGAUUUUAGUGCUAGUGCUAUUGCAACUGCUAAGACAAACACUGGAAGUAAUCUUGGGAGAAGUGAGAAGAAGAAUGUUGAGUUGCCAUUGUUUAGCUUUGCGAGUGUCUCUGCUGCAACGGGCAACUUCUCCACAGAAAACAUACUAGGAGAGGGAGGGUUUGGACCUGUUUAUAAGGGUAUAAUACUUAAUGGACAAGAAAUAGCAGUGAAAAGGCUUUCCAAGAGAUCUGGACAAGGGUUCCAGGAGUUUAGAAAUGAGGCAGUAUUGAUAGCCAAACUACAGCAUCGGAAUCUUGUUAGAUUAUUGGGUUACUGCAUUAAGCGUGAUGAAAACAUAUUGAUCUAUGAGUAUAUGCCCAAUAAAAGUUUGGAUUUCUUCCUGUUUGAUCCAGACAAAAAAAGGAUGUUGGAUUGGAGGACACGUGUUCGCAUCAUUGAAGGGAUUGCUCAAGGACUGCUUUAUCUGCAUCAAUAUUCAAGGGUUCGAAUAAUUCAUAGAGAUUUAAAGGCUAGCAACAUUUUAUUGGAUAGCGAAAUGAAUCCUAAAAUAUCAGAUUUUGGCAUGGCAAGAAUAUUUGGUGGAAAUGAGUCCCAAGCAAACACAGAACGGAUUGUUGGAACUUAUGGGUAUAUGUCUCCUGAAUACGCAAUGGAAGGCAUUUUCUCGAUAAAAUCUGACGUGUUUAGCUUUGGAGUAUUGCUGCUUGAGAUUGUGAGUGGCAAGAAGAACAUUGGUUUUUAUCAUAGUGACUCUCUUCACCUCCUUGGAUAUGCAUGGGAUUUGUGGAGUGCUAAUAGAGGGAUGGAGUUGAUGGACCCAAUAUUGGGUAGUCCUUCUUCUACCUCUACAUCGUUAAGAUACAUUAACAUUGGACUUCUUUGUGUGCAAGGAAAUCCAAAUGAUCGACCUACUAUGUCUGAUGUUGUGUUAAUGCUUAGCAAUGAAUAUGCACCUUUACCAACACCUAAGGAACCUGCAUUUUUUACGGGCCGGCGUGUGAUGAAUACAAAUCCGUCAUUUAGUAAUGCUAGAAACCGUUCAGUAAAUACUGUAACACUUUCGGUGAUCGAGCCCAGAUAACAAUUUCAUACUACAAGACAUUUUGUUUUAAACUGAAAUUCUGAAUUCUUUGAAUUUACUCUUAGAUUUGAUAUACUUUGUUUGGUCUAUGCUUUGAUUUUUAUUUAUUUUUUGGGGUGAUAUACUGAUUCUUUUAACUAGCUAUACACUAUUAGUUUCUGGAGAAACUUUCUCCCAUUCCUUUCCCUCACACUAUUAGUUUCUGGAGAAACUUUCUCCCAUUCCUUUCCCUCUCAAGGAUGCUUCACAAAAGAAGACCAACUGACCAAGUAAUGCUAUACCAUCCUAUAUGGUCUGAAGUGCACCUAGUACGUAAACAUUGUUCAUUUAAGACUGUCCAUGUGGGCCAUGUUAAAACUUGUUGCCACAAGGGGCGGACCAUUAGUCUUGGGCCUUUCUUUGUAGUGAGCUUGAGAAAAAAAAUAUAAGUUGCCGAGGAAGACUAUUUGGCGAUCCAUGGCUCCAACUAGGGUGGCUUUCUUUGUUUGGACCGCUGUUUGGGGAAAGAUUCUGACAAUUGAUAACUUGAGGAAAAGGGGCAAUUGUAUUGUUAAUUGGUGUUGUCUAUGCAAGAAAGAUGGGGAGUCAGUUGAUCACCUCCUUAUGCAUUGCCCUGUGGCGAACAACUGUUGGAAUCUUAUUCUUGGGUUGUUUGGCAUGUGUUGGGUAAUGCCACGAUCUACUAAGGAAUUGAUUCAUAUUUGGAGAGGAUGUCAUGUGAGAAGGGAUGUACGCGACUUCUGGAGAAUUGUCCCACAUUGUGUCUGGUGGUGCAUUUGGAAGGAGAGAAAUAGUAGAAGGGAAAGAGUCGUCUACGGCAAUGGUGAAAGUUCACAUUCUUCGUUCUCUUUUCAAUUAUGUGAAGAGG
Molecule: messenger RNA, 3559 nt
Organism: Cornus florida
Lineage: Eukaryota; Viridiplantae; Streptophyta; Magnoliopsida; Cornales; Cornaceae
Product: receptor-like serine/threonine-protein kinase SD1-8
Exons: 7
Coding region: 145-2691 (848 amino acids)
Biological process (GO): protein phosphorylation; recognition of pollen
Molecular function (GO): protein serine/threonine kinase activity; ATP binding
Source: RefSeq, a predicted model, not a curated record